Phyllotreta striolata is the source of this 897-nucleotide messenger RNA. The record is from the annotation of a GenBank genome assembly. NCBI's taxonomy places the organism in Eukaryota, Metazoa, Arthropoda, Insecta, Coleoptera, Chrysomelidae.
AUGGGCUGUGCAGGCGCGAAACGCGAGCCAGAAUCAGCCCGGCGAAUGAGUAUAAAUUCAUUAAAGGAGGAAGCCGACUACGAUGUUAAUUCGGGGGUAAUUGGAUUUUACGCCUGUGUUGGCGAUAGUCUUUGGAAAAUGCCGACGAAUUGCCAGACUCGCGCCGCUGACGAGCCGGUCGGCGAUUAUACACUCCCCGGCGAUGGGAUAGGUCGUCAGUUAGGCGCCCGAGGAGACAUUGGGAAAAAGGGCGAAAGAGCGGAAGGGACAGGAUCGCUGGUGUUUAUCACUCCUGCAGGGUUAAAUGGCACGAAACGGACGAGAUAUAGGUGUAGCAGCACAUGUGUCGCCUGCUCCGGUUACCACCACACCUCCCACCAGCUGCCGAGGAUCACCGAGCACCCGGUGGACACGACGGUGGCGCGCCACGAGCCGGCCACGUUGAAUUGCAACGCCCAAGGCGACCCGGAGCCCACCAUCACCUGGUACAAGGACGGGCAGGUGCUGCGGACGGCGCCGCAGGACGCCCGCUCGCACAGGGUGCUGCUGCCCGCCGGCAGUCUGUUCUUCCUGCGAGUGGCGCAGGGAAGGAAGGAAUCCGACGCGGGGACGUACUGGUGCGAGGCCGGCAACAUACUGGGGAAGGUUCGCAGCAGGAACGCCACCCUCACCGUAGCAGUGAAUAUAAAACACUCAAUUUCAUGGGCUGCGCUUCGCGCCAUCUUGGCUCUGGGCCGCGGGUACUCCCCCGCUCUAACGAAAACCAUCAACAACGUGCACAAUGAGGCUCUCGAUACUUAUUUUCCUACUUUCGCGAGCGAAAUUACCUGCAGUUUAUCUCCAGCCGGAUGGCAAGCAUUGUGUCCCCAGUUUUCAUUUUCCGCCGACGCGCCGUGA